Messenger RNA from Fusarium redolens, 850 nucleotides. RefSeq lists its product as uncharacterized. NCBI's taxonomy places the organism in Eukaryota, Fungi, Ascomycota, Sordariomycetes, Hypocreales, Nectriaceae. The coding region runs from base 93 to 815 and encodes 240 amino acids. The record is from RefSeq and is a predicted model, not a curated record. The transcript has 2 exons.
UUAACACCCGUUUUCUUCGCUCUUACGAUCCCAUCCGAGGUAUCUUUUACCACCUUACACUUCAUUCAUUGUGAUACCCAACAAAUGCGCUAAUGUCCGACGAUGCAUCACGCGAUAAGCCAAUCACUACAUGGUUCAGGUUCAAGCUUCCAGAAGACAUUUUACUUGAUCAGUCCUUAUUUCAUGCUCUGCAUCCAACUAGGGAACAGUGGACACAUGCCUGCUAUGGAAGGAUCAAGGAAUCUCCACAAGACUGUGUACUUCUAGUCAAUUGGGAUCGCACCAGAUCCUGGUCGGAGUUCUCGCAGUCAGGUUGCUAUGCAGAGUUGCUCGCCAGCCUUGGCUCUCAUUCAGAUAUGCCAGUAGUGACUGAGAUCAUCGACUUCUCCAGAGACUACGUCACUAUUGCUUUGUCGUCUCAUACGGAAUUGAAGACAGUUUAUUUCCCAGCUUCAGUCUUGUCAGAAACGCGCAGUGCUGUAUGGGACAGCGUCCGUCAUCUGGGGACUACAGUUUCCUACGGCAAAAAGUUCCAACAUAGGUACCCGUACAUAUCAACCCCGAGCUUGGGUUGGAUUGAGGGGAGUGUAAAGUGGGAGGGGCAGGAUGCUGUUGCAUGUGUCUGGGUUCAUAAAUGGAAGAAUCAGGAAGCUGAGGAGAAAUUCAAAACCACUGAGCGGUACCCGCACACGAAGGAUGGUGAGUUCAUAAGACCUCUCACUCUUGAGCUCUUUGAGCAAGGUCUGAGGGAUUUGGGCGCUUUGGGUUGGGAAGAAUGCCAUGUAAACUUUGAGACGAAAUGCUACAUCCCGUAGUUAAUGCGAUAAUGCAAUACUAUAUUUAAGAACCC